CUCCGCGCGCUUUUCGUCCCAGUCUUCACUGAGGCACCACGUCGUGCGUGUCGUCGCUGGCGAGAGUGUCAUCUCGAGAUUAUCCGGUGGAUCGAGCGUGGUGAAUCACGCUCGCCGCGGAGGAUACAAAAUACAUCUCUUGUCUCGUCAUCUGAAUACUUUCGGAGCGUCUCUCUGUUUUCAUUCGAAAAGCUCUCGUUUAUACCGCGGGAGGUAGUAUCGGUAGUGACGUAUAACCGCGAUCCCGUUGAUCUCACCGCGAGAGGAAGGAGGAAGAGAGAGUGUCAGCCAGGAGGCCCGGUUAACCCGCGGCGACGAAGAUGAUGCACGCAAUGAGCGAGCACGCGGGGGUGGGCGUGCUGCCGUUCGACGGUAUGGGUCUGUACGAACAACCCCGGCCGCCCCGGCUCGUCUUUAAGAUGCCGCGCGUCGUGCCCGAUCAGAAAACGAAAUUCGAGGGCGACGAAUUGUUUCGAAGACUGAGCCGCGAGAGCGAGGUGAGAUACACUGGUUACAGAGACCGACCGCUCGAAGAGCGUCAAGUACGUUUCCAAAAUGGCUGUCGAGAAGGCCACACGGAGAUCGCGUUUGCGGCGACGGGCACCAAUCUCCAGCUUGUUUUUGGCAAUGCAUCCGGAAACUACCCCGUCGAUCCCAACGACUGUGACUUCGACAAGGAGCACGGCAAGGUACACUUGCGCUCGCACUUGAUCAUGAACGGCGUGUGCGUGAGGUGGCGUGGUUGGAUCGAUCUGGAACGGCUGGACGGCGUCGGCUGCCUCGAGUACGACGAGGAGCACGCCGCCGAGGAGGACGCACUGCUGCGCGACCAGCUCGAGCGUUACAACCAACGGCUGCGCGACUUCGAGGAGAAGCAACGGACCUACCGGGGUGGGCCGGCGUCGGCCGCGCAGCCACCCCACCUAAAUCAUCAUUAUCAUCACGACACGCACCACGCGGCCAGCCACCAUCAUCACCAUCACGGCCACCACAGCCGGCACGUGGGCGGUGCGGGCGCCACGGGUGCCACCGCGACCGGCAUCGAGCCCCACUUGCCGCACCGCCAGGAUCCCGAGAUGGAGGUGCGACUGCGGGCCUACUGAGGCUCAUUGCGCAGAUCCUCCGACUGCCUGCGAUGAUGGUAAACGACGACGAGAUUGUCUCUCUUGACGAUAGGUCUCUUUUGAUCUUUUGUGAUGAUAUCGUUAGCGCGAAUACGAGAUUGCGGCACGAUUUCUUGAGGAACGAUAUCGACGUUGAUACCGAUGCCAGUUUAUUCGUUUGUUCUGCGACGUGAAUUCGUUGCUCUGCGAGCGU
Solenopsis invicta (red fire ant) is the source of this 1317-nucleotide messenger RNA. RefSeq names its product protein big brother. NCBI's taxonomy places the organism in Eukaryota, Metazoa, Arthropoda, Insecta, Hymenoptera, Formicidae. The transcript is spliced from 3 exons. The record is from RefSeq and is a predicted model, not a curated record. Gene Ontology annotation, cellular component: core-binding factor complex; nucleus. Gene Ontology annotation, biological process: regulation of transcription by RNA polymerase II. Gene Ontology annotation, molecular function: transcription coactivator activity; sequence-specific DNA binding. The coding region runs from base 321 to 1103 and encodes 260 amino acids.